Molecule: messenger RNA, 686 nt
Organism: Prorocentrum cordatum
Lineage: Eukaryota; Dinophyceae; Prorocentrales; Prorocentraceae
Source: the annotation of a GenBank genome assembly
GCGGAGGAAGCGACGCUGAGCCGGUCCGAGAAGAGAGUCCGGCGCAGAUUCGGUCAAGCGCGGGGCAUGCAUGCCGCGGGGGCCUGGCCCCCCAUUCGGCCGGCCCUGUGCGGCAGGCCACCCCCUCAUGGCGGUGCUGACCGCACCCACUGACGGGCCAAUUCCGGGCCAACUACGAGGCCGAUUACAAGCGCGCGGCAGGCGGCCCGCGAGAUUCCGCGCCCGGGCGCGGCGCGAGGAGGAGGAGAUGGAGGGAGGGCAUGCCCAAGAGGGAGGGAGAAAGGAGGACGGAAGGAAAGAAGGAAGGAAACAACGCAGGAAGGAGGAAGGACGGAGGGGGGGAGGAGGGGAGGGAGGAGGAGGACGAGGGGGGGGGCCGAGGAGGGCGAGGCGAGGCGAGCACGAGGAGGACGACGAGGGCGAGGAGGAGGGCAAGGGCGAGGAGGACGAGAAUGGGCAGGGCUCCAAGCUCACGCCGCCCGCGCGGCGGGGGCCCGCGACGGGCGCAGGAGCUCCACGGCGCGCAGGUCCUCCUCGGGCACGGGGAGAGGGGGGGGAGCGAGGAAAACGGGGAGGAGGAGGAGGAGGAGGAGGAGAAUACGAGGGACGCGGACAACAUUCGACGACGACGAGGGCGAAGAUCUCGAGGAAGAUUCCGGAGGCCCUCCUCCGGCACCAGCCCGAAC